AUGGCACCAGCGAAAACUCUCGAUUAUCUCUCUCAAGAAAAAACCCUCGAGUCUAGUUUCGUUCGCGACGAAAGCGAGCGUCCAAAAGUCUCCUACAAUGACUUCAGCAACGAGAUCCCAAUCAUUUCUCUUGCCGGAAUCGACGAUGUUGAUGGCCGUAGAACAGAGAUAUGCAACAAGAUUGUUAAAGCUUGUGAGAAUUGGGGUAUCUUCCAGGUUGUCGACCAUGGUGUGGACUCAUACCUUAUUUCUGAGAUGACCCGUUUUGCUAAAAUGUUCUUCGAUUUGCCACCGGAAGAGAAGCUCCGGUUUGACAUGUCCGGUGGUAAAAAGGGCGGUUUCAUCGUCUCCAGUCAUCUCCAAGGAGAAUCGGUGAAGGAUUGGAGGGAGCUAGUGACAUAUUUUUCAUACCCAAUCAAACAAAGAGACUAUUCAAGGUGGCCAGACAAGCCAGAAGGAUGGAAAGAGGUUGUCGUGAAUUACUACCCAAAAUGCCCUCAACCCGAUCUUACUCUUGGCCUGAAACGACAUACUGACCCUGGCACAAUAACUCUGCUACUUCAAGAUCAAGUGGGUGGUCUUCAAGCUACUAAAGAUAAUGGUAAGACGUGGAUCACCGUUCAACCAGUUGAAGGUGCUUUUGUUGUUAAUCUUGGAGACCAUGGUCACUAUCUGAGUAAUGGACGGUUCAAAAAUGCUGAUCAUCAAGCAGUGGUGAAUUCAAACUACAGUCGAUUAUCCAUUGCAACAUUCCAGAAUCCAGCACCAGAUGCAACUGUGUAUCCUUUGAAGAUUAGAGAAGGAGAGAAGUCUGUGUUGGAGGAACCAAUUACUUUUACUGAAAUGUACAGGAGGAAGAUGAGCAAGGACCUUGAGAUUGCUAGGAUGAAGAAGCUGGCUAAGGAAAAAGAAAUUAGGGAUUCAGAGAAGGUUAAACUUGAGACCAAACCUUUGAAUGAGAUCCUUGCUUAG
Messenger RNA from Vicia faba (fava bean), 972 nucleotides. NCBI's taxonomy places the organism in Eukaryota, Viridiplantae, Streptophyta, Magnoliopsida, Fabales, Fabaceae. The record is from the annotation of a GenBank genome assembly.